AUGCAGUCCGAGGUGUUGAACUCAAUACAGCUUCCAUUGAUUCGCACUAAGCGCCACCAUCGGAAGUCCCGUUUCGGAUGUCUUGCGUGUAAACGAAGGCGGGUGAAGUGCGACGAGAAGCGGCCGGCGUGCACGUCGUGUGCCUUACGAUUGAGCGAUUGCGUGUAUCCCACUAGUCCCAAUGCAAGGAUCGUCGAGCCUCCUGCUCCUGGAUCUGGUAUUAAGUCGGACGAUGCCGGUAGUGGAAAUGCAUCGUCACCCAGCAGCACGGCCAGCAGCCCGCGGCUCAUUUUAGACGCUGCCGAGCUCGAAGUCAGUGGAUUGGAGCUUACUCAGUGCUACCUCAGCCGUGUGUUCUACUCAUUCGACGAAGCUGUGAGUCGUCCAGAGCGCUUAUGGGUGUGGAAGGUGUAUAUACCGACUCUCGCCUUCACAUAUUCAACGGUUCGAGAUGGAAUGCUUACCAUGGGAGCUAUCUUUCUCCGCUUCGCCGAUGGCACGCCCGACACAACCAAGUACGUGGAUGCAGCCAACUUCUACGGCACUCGCUUUGUCGAAGAAAGCAGGAAGCAGCUCGCUCGACUAGACUCGGCAGAGUCUGAUGCCAAUAUUGCCUGUUCUCGAAUGCUGUUCGUCCUGGGGCUGGCUUUCCACCGUGAGUAUCGCAGGAUUGGCUUCGAGUAUAGCAACCCGAUGAUGUGGACCUGGGCGUAUAUGCUGUCUGGCGUCAAGACCGUAUUUGGUGCCAUCAUUGCUUCAGGGCACAAUGUUGAUCCGACUAUGCUGCUUGAAAUGACUCCCGUCGAACAUAAUAACGAUGGUAUGCUCGACUUUGAGAUAGGAUCUCCUGCAGCAUCAAAGUACGACAGGCUGCUAGCAUACAUCACGACUACAAUGAAGGAGCGUCACACGGCGCUCCAUGCAUUCAUCCUGCAUGAAACCACCGGUAAGAAUGUCGAGGCACGCAAUAUCUGCCUCGGCGCGUUGCAGUCACUACACUCGGCGACUGAGCAGGUACGGUCCACAGACAAGAGCGACACGGUCCGUGUUCUCUGUGCGUGCAUCGCAGAUACUCCGCCCGGCCUCUUCAACAUGCUGGAGAAGCAGCAUCACGCCGCUUUAGCGAUACAUGCCCAUUGGCUCAUGAUGAUGAUGCUUAAGGAGGAAUUGUGGGUCAUUGAUGAUAUGGGUCGAGCAGGUAUCAAGGCAAUUCUUGAUGUUGCUGAUACGGGUGAGAUGGGAGAUGUGUUGCGGUGGCCUCGCGAGGCGACAGAAGUACAGUGGGAGUAG
Recurvomyces mirabilis is the source of this 1290-nucleotide messenger RNA. Its product is annotated as transcription factor. The record is from RefSeq and is a predicted model, not a curated record. Gene Ontology annotation, molecular function: DNA-binding transcription activator activity, RNA polymerase II-specific; zinc ion binding. Bases 1 to 1290 code for a protein of 429 amino acids. NCBI's taxonomy places the organism in Eukaryota, Fungi, Ascomycota, Dothideomycetes, Mycosphaerellales, Teratosphaeriaceae. Gene Ontology annotation, biological process: regulation of transcription by RNA polymerase II. The transcript is spliced from 2 exons.